Messenger RNA from Candidula unifasciata, 1323 nucleotides. The record is from the annotation of a GenBank genome assembly. NCBI's taxonomy places the organism in Eukaryota, Metazoa, Mollusca, Gastropoda, Stylommatophora, Geomitridae.
AUGAAAGCAGCUAUAGGUGUUUUCGCCGUCCUGUGCUUGGGCCUUGUGGUGGCUGUUGACCAUAACAAAAAACCGAGGCACGUCCAUAUUGCAUAUGGCGAGGAUAUAUCAAAGAUGAUGAUAACAUGGAGCACCCUACAAGACACCUCCUCCUACGUUCUGUAUGUCCUGAACUCGACGAAUGUACCCAAAGCGGAGAAAGGCGUCAGCACCAAAUUCACUGAUGGUGGAGCUGAACAACGUGUCCAGUAUAUUCACAGAGUCCAGCUUAAAAAUUUAAAAGACAAUGCCACAUACUAUUACCUAGUUGGCAGUGCUGAAGGCUGGUCGGUACAGUUCAGCUUCAAGACUAUGCCAGCAGGAGAAGAUUGGAACCCUAGCCUUGCUGUGUUUGGAGACUUGGGCAGUGACAAUGCGCAGUCUUUGCCACGGUUACAGUCAGACAUCGAAGCUAACAUGUAUGACGCACUAAUUCAUGUGGGUGACCUUGCAUAUAACCUUGAUGCGAAUAAUGGAAGAGUGGGAGACACAUUUAUGCAGCAAAUACAAGUUCUGGCAGCAAAUGUCCCUUACAUGACCUGUGUUGGCAAUCAUGAAUAUGCAUACAAUUUCUCCAACUAUAAAGCCAGAUUUAGCAUGCCAAAUGACAAUGGAAAGAUGUAUUACAGCUUUAACAUGGGACCUGCUCACUUUAUUUCCAUUUCAACUGAAUAUUUGUACUUCACCAAUUAUGGAUAUGAGCAAAUAUUUAACCAGUAUGAAUGGCUGAAACAAGAUCUCAUGGAGGCCAACAAAGCUGAGAACAGACAAAAGAGACCCUGGAUUAUUGUUUUUGGUCAUCGUCCCAUGUACUGUUCCAACAAUGAUGGCGAUGACUGCACAAAAUACAGCAGCGCGGUUCGGAAGGGAAUUCCUUCACACAAUGUGUCUGGACUGGAAGAUCUGUUCUAUGAACAGGGUGUUGAUGUUGCAAUCUGGGCCCAUGAGCAUUCAUAUGAAAGACUAUGGCCCAUCUACAAUGAGCAGGUGAGAAAUGGAAGUUAUGAUCAACCUUACAAAAACCCUGGAGGCAUUGUCCACGUCAUUACUGGCUCCGCUGGUUGCAGUGAAGGUGUUGAAUAUUUUGUCAAAGAUCCACCAGCAUGGUCAGCGUUCCGCAACAGUGAAUACGGAUACAUGCGAAUGAAGUUCCUCAACAGGACUCAUUUAUACAUGGAGCAAGUGUCAGAUGAUCAGGAUGGUGAGAUCAUAGACAAGUUCACAGUUAUAAAGGAACAGUAUGAACAACACAAGAAUCCAAUGAAAUAUUACGGAGGGCUUUAA